This is a messenger RNA of Astyanax mexicanus (Mexican tetra), 1951 nucleotides long. It is a transcript of the gene pax6b, whose product is annotated as paired box 6b. The transcript has 11 exons. NCBI's taxonomy places the organism in Eukaryota, Metazoa, Chordata, Actinopteri, Characiformes, Acestrorhamphidae. The coding region runs from base 95 to 1405 and encodes 436 amino acids. The record is from RefSeq and is a predicted model, not a curated record. Gene Ontology annotation, molecular function: DNA-binding transcription factor activity, RNA polymerase II-specific; RNA polymerase II cis-regulatory region sequence-specific DNA binding. Gene Ontology annotation, biological process: regulation of transcription by RNA polymerase II; anatomical structure development.
CAGCGAUCUCUCUCUCGCUCUCUCUCUCUCUCUCAGCUCCUCUCAGUCUCUCUCCCUACAGUGUGUGGAUGUUUGUGUCGUUUUUGCUCCUCCGAUGCCGCAAAAGGAGUUCCAUAAUCAGACCUCAUGGGAAACCGGAGUGGCCUCUAUAAUGCAAAACAGUCACAGUGGGGUAAAUCAGCUGGGUGGUGUGUUUGUAAACGGUCGGCCGCUGCCGGACACGACAAGGCAGAAGAUUGUAGAGCUUGCUCACAGUGGAGCUCGACCCUGCGACAUCUCCCGCAUACUGCAGGUGUCGAACGGCUGUGUGAGUAAAAUCCUGGGCAGGUAUUAUGAAACCGGUUCUAUUCGUCCGCGAGCGAUUGGGGGCAGUAAACCGCGGGUAGCGACUCCUGAAGUGGUCGGUAAAAUCGCCCAGUAUAAACACGAGUGUCCGUCCAUCUUCGCCUGGGAGAUCAGGGACAGGCUGCUCAGCGAGGGAAUCUGCUCCAAUGAAAACAUCCCCAGCGUUUCCUCCAUAAACCGAGUUCUGCGUAACCUGGCCAGUGAGAAGCAGCAGGUGGGGGUGGAUGGUGUGUAUGAUAAGCUGAGGAUGUUGAACGGUCAAAUUGGCACAUGGGGGGCACGGCCUGGGUGGUACCCUGGAACUGCAGCACCUGGUCAUCCAAACCAAGAUGGUUGCCAGCAGCAGGAGAACAGUAGUGAAAACACAAAUUCCAUCAGCUCCAAUGGAGAGGACUUGGACGAAACCCAGAUACGGCUGCAGCUGAAAAGAAAAUUACAAAGAAAUCGCACAUCUUUCACUCAGGAACAGAUUGAAGCCCUGGAAAAAGAGUUUGAAAGAACUCACUAUCCUGACGUGUUUGCAAGAGAAAGACUUGCAGCCAAAAUCGAUCUCCCAGAGGCAAGAAUACAGGUUUGGUUCUCCAACAGAAGAGCCAAAUGGAGGAGAGAAGAAAAGCUGAGGAAUCAGAGGCGACAAGUCAGCAGCAACUCCAGUCAUGUUCCAGUCAGCAGCAACUUCAGCACCAGCAUUUACCAGCACAUUCCCCAGCCCAGCACUCCUGUAACUUUUACAUCAGGCUCUAUGCUGGCCAGGUCGGACGGCGCUUUGACGAACUCUUAUAGUGGCCUGCCGCCCAUGCCCACCUUCACCAUGGCUAAUAACCUCCCUAUGCAGCCUAGCCAGGCCUCCUACUCCUGCAUGCUGCCCACCAGUACGCCAGUGAAUGGGCGGAGCUACGACACAUUUCCAUCCCCUCAUAUGCAGGCACACAUGAACAGCCAAUCAAUGUCAACCUCUGGUACCACCUCUACAGGACUCAUUUCCCCUGGAGUUUCAGUCCCGGUGCAGAUCCCCGGAGCAGAGUCGGAUAUUUCUCAGUUCUGGUCACGACUGCAGUAAAGAAAAACACUACUUUACCCUCUGACCUACCAGCAGUAUUUAACACACACACAGAAGAGCAGAAGAAAUGAGUGUUUCUUCAGUGCUGUGUUGUGUUCUGUGGAAUAAAUGGAGGAAAAAGGAAAAAAGUGCCACAUGGUAAAAUUCUAGAACAAAACAAAAGGAAAGUUUUCUGUCUUUAUUACGUUUGUGUUUAAAAACUCUGAGAAAGUUGUGCAGGAGGACGAGGACGGCAGGGCUGGACACACAGAGACUCUGCUGGCCUUUAUUUCAAAAAGAAAGCUUUGCCCUCACUGUGCGAUGCUGUGCUCUGGAUUCUCUGCUCACCAGCAACCAGUUUAUUCCAGACUGACCCACAUCAGGAUCAUAUCAAACCAACACUGUCAGAAAGACCCACCUGCAGCCGUGUGGACUGGAGCUAUAGAGAGUUAAAGCUGUGCUCUUCUCGACCAGAAUGAAUGUAUCUUUAAACCAAAGGAGCAGCAAUGUUUUGGCAGAAAUGCUCACAGACUUGAAUUCAGUUUAUGUGAUGUUUGGGUUUAAGUU